This is a messenger RNA of Merops nubicus (carmine bee-eater), 919 nucleotides long. RefSeq names its product family with sequence similarity 98, member B (gene TSLIG3B). The transcript is spliced from 7 exons. The record is from RefSeq and is a predicted model, not a curated record. NCBI's taxonomy places the organism in Eukaryota, Metazoa, Chordata, Aves, Coraciiformes, Meropidae. The annotation marks the transcript as partial. Gene Ontology annotation, cellular component: tRNA-splicing ligase complex.
CUACACGGGGCCCCUGUUGGAGGAGGAAGCACUGAACAAGGCAGCAGAAAAUGGGUUGUCUUCACCAGAGUUUUUCGAGCUUUGCGUUUGGUUAGGUUCCCAAAUAAAGUCGCUGUGUAAUAUGGAAGAAAGCAUUACGUCGACAGAUGGUCAUAAAGAUGUAGAGAGCUUCCAGCUUGAGAUUAGUGGCUUUCUGAGAGAAAUGGCUUGUCCGUAUUCAUCACUUAUAUCUGGAGACAUCAAGGACAGAUUAAGAGAGAAGGAAGAUUGUCUUAAACUCCUCUUAUUUCUAAGUACAGAACUUCAAGCUUUAAAGAUAUUGCACAGCAAGAAAGUGAAAAGCUCUCCUUUGGAAAAGCACAGUGAAGUUUAUCAGGAAGUGCAAGCUAUCUGUGACACACUGGGCCUGCCCAACUCCUCAUCUUCGGAUGUUCCUCCCUUGUUAACCAACAUAGAACAAAAGAUAAAGGACAUUCUCUCAAAAGUUCAAAAUAACCAUGUGGGGAAAUCGCUGCUAACAAAACCUCUGAAUUCCGACCAAGUGGAAAGAUUGGAAAAAAUCAACGAUGCUCUUCGGAGCGAGUACGAGUGUCGGCGCCGUAUGCUGAUGAAGAGGCUGGAUGUGACGGUGCAGUCGUUCGGCUGGUCUGACCGGGCGAAGGUAAAAACAGAUGACAUAGCACGAAUCUAUCAGCCCAAGCGCUACGCGUUAUCUCCCAAGUCAACUAUUACGUUAGCCCACCUUCUUGCUGCUCGAGAGGAUUUGUCAAAGAUCAUAAGAACAAGUAGUGGAUCAACACGAGAGAAUACAGUCUGUGCCAUCAACAAGGUUCUUAUGGGGAGAGUACCUGACCGUGGAGGCAGGCCAACAGAGAUUGAACCACCUCCUCCUGAAAUGCCUCCCUGGCAAAAACGACAA